GUCAUCUUUCGUGGUCAAGGUUUGCAUCGUAUGACCUUGUUGAAUUCAGUUGCCCGGGCUGCCAGUCUCGUGUUAAACAGGCGGUUGAGUCGUUACACGAUGGCCACUAAUCACCAGUGUGGUUUAGCUGUAGCACUAAACGAAAAGUCAUUACCACCUCCCCCUGAGUUUAUUAAACAUCGUGAAGAGUUAUGGAAUAAACUGAAAAGGGAAUAUGAUGGUUUCGUUGCUUCACAACCACGUUCACCUAUUCAGAUCACUUUACCAGAUGGAACUAUUGUGGAUGGAAAAGCCUGGGAAACUACUCCAAUGGAAGUGGCCAAAGAUAUUAGUAAAACUUUGGCUGAACAUGCUGUAAUCGCUAAAGUCAAUGGAGAAUUAUGGGAUUUGUUACGCCCUUUUGAAAAGAGUUCUAGCCUCGAGAUUUACAAUUUUGAUCACAAAGAUGGUCAAUAUGUAUUUUGGCAUUCAUCUGCCCAUGUUCUCGGUGAAGCCUUAGAACGUUGCUAUAGUGGACAUUUAUGCUAUGGACCACCUGUUGAGGAAGGAUUUUAUUAUGAUAUGUGGGUCCCUAAUCAACAACACUCUGGUCUCGGUCCAGAAGAUCUCUCUGUUGUGGAAAAUGUGUGUCAUAGUAUUUGUAAAGAAAAUCAACCAUUUGAACGUUUAGAAAUGAAAAAAGAAGAUUUAUUGAAAAUGUUUGCUUACAAUGAAUUCAAAUGUCGGAUAAUUCGCGAUAAGAUAGAUACACCAACUACUACAGUUUAUCGAUGUGGUCCUCUUAUCGAUCUCUGCCGUGGACCACAUGUUAGACAUACAGGUUGUAUAAAGGCUCUAUCAGUCACCAAAUGUAGUUCCUCUUAUUGGGAGGGUCGCACGGACGCGGAAACUUUACAACGUGUCUAUGGUGUUUCAUUUCCAGAUCCAAAACGUUUGAAAGAAUGGAAACAUAUUCAGGAAGAAGCAGCUAAACGUGAUCAUCGUAAACUUGGAGUUGAACAAAAAUUGUUUUUCUUUCAUGAAUUAUCUCCUGGUAGUUGUUUUUUCUUGCCUGCUGGUGCACAUAUCUAUAAUACAUUAGUUUCAUUUAUUCGUUCUGAAUAUUGGAAACGUGGUUUUCAAGAAGUAAUCACUCCAAAUAUUUAUAAUUCUGCAUUAUGGGAACAAAGUGGACAUUGGCAACAUUAUAGUGAAAAUUUAUUUAAAAUUGAAGUUGAGAAGCAAACAUUUGGUUUAAAACCUAUGAAUUGUCCUGGUCAUUGUUUAAUGUACGCGAAAGAGAUUCGUUCACAUAAAGAGUUACCAUUGCGUUUUGCUGAUUUUGGUGUAUUACACAGAAAUGAAUUCUCAGGUGCUUUAUCUGGUCUUACUCGUGUUCGUCGUUUUCAACAGGAUGAUGCGCAUAUAUUUUGUCGUGAAGAUCAGAUUAAAGAUGAAAUCAAGAGUUGUUUGGAUUUUUUGGGUCAUGUGUACGGUUUAUUUGGUUUCUCGUUCGAAUUAUACUUAUCUACUCGUCCAGAGAAAUUCAUGGGUGAAAUUGAAAUGUGGGAUCGUGCUGAAAAGCAACUAAAAGAAAGUUUAGAUGAAGUUGGUCUGAAAUGGGAACUUAAUCCUGGUGAUGGUGCAUUCUAUGGACCCAAAAUCGACAUAACCAUAAUGGAUGCUUUACGUCGUCGGCAUCAAUGUGCAACAAUACAAUUAGAUUUUCAAUUACCAGUCAGAUUUAAUCUUUCUUAUGCGAGUGAAACUGAUAGUCUUUCUGGGAGUGAUAAUAAUUAUAAUAAUGUAUCGACUAUAACAAAUGGUAUAUCUGACCAUCAUGAAGCAACCAAUCAUCAAACUGACUUAAACAUUCACCGACCCGUCAUUAUUCAUAGAGCUAUUUUGGGUUCAGUCGAGCGAAUUAUAGCGAUUCUCACAGAAUCUUAUGGAGGAAAAUGGCCAUUUUGGCUUAGCCCCCGCCAAGUUUUAGUAGUCCCUGUUGUUUCAGCAUGUGAUGAAUACGCGAUAGAUGUAAAAAAUCGUUUACAUGAUGCUGGCUUUAUGGUUUCUGUUGACACAGAUCCUGGUCGUACUUUAAAUAAAAAAAUUAGAAAUGGACAGUUGCUUCAAAAUAAUUUUAUUCUAGUGGUUGGUGAAAAAGAAAUUACUAAUGGAACUGUCAAUGUUCGUACACGGGAUAACAAAGUUCAUGGUGAGCAUCCUGUUGAACAUGUUAUUGAACGUUUUCGUCAGUUGGCGGCAUCAAGAACGCUGGAAGCAGAACAAGAAUUUUAAUGAAAUAUACAAGUUACUAAACUAAUUUCAGUGUAAUUGAAAAUUUUUAUUGUUAAUUACAUUAUAUGUGUAUUAUA
Schistosoma mattheei is the source of this 2354-nucleotide messenger RNA. NCBI's taxonomy places the organism in Eukaryota, Metazoa, Platyhelminthes, Trematoda, Strigeidida, Schistosomatidae. The record is from the annotation of a GenBank genome assembly.